Ilex paraguariensis (yerba mate) is the source of this 1384-nucleotide messenger RNA. Lineage: Eukaryota; Viridiplantae; Streptophyta; Magnoliopsida; Aquifoliales; Aquifoliaceae. The record is from the annotation of a GenBank genome assembly.
AUGUCGCAGCAGCAGCAGCAGAGUAAUAUUCCGGUGAGCGAAGUCUAUUGGUCUCUGGUCGCGAAGGCCGACAAGAAAUUCUCCAAAAUUAGGGAUUUGCCCUACUACGAACGCAACAGAUAUGGUACGUACUUUCACAAAGUUUUUAAAGUGUACACCCAAUUGUGGAAGUUUCAACAAGAGAAUCGACAGAAGCUGGUGGAAGCAGGGCUCAAGAGAUGGGAGAUUGGAGAUAUUGCGUCUCGUAUUGGUCAGCUUUAUUUCGGGCAGUAUAUGAGGACAAGUGAGGCAAGUUAUCUCCAAGAGUCAUAUAUAUUCUAUGAAGCCAUCCUGACUAGGGAGUAUUUCAAAGAUGGUGUGUUUCAGGAUCUGAAUCUUGUCAACAAACAAUUGAGGUUUCUUGCUCGGUUUUUGACGGUUUGUUUAGUGUUGGGCCGGCGAGAAAUGGUCUAUCAGUUGGUAAAUCAGCUCAAAAUGUUGGUUGAUGAGUGCAAGAGGACUUUCCAGGAAACUGACUUUAAAGAAUGGAAGCUGGUGGUUCAGGAAAUAGCUAAAUUUCUGAAAGCUGACCCACCUUUUAUGAAUAUCAGGCCUUUGAGAUAUAGUAUUGUGUUGGAUCUGCAUCCAGAUUCUAUUGCUAACACAAAGAGAAAACUAAGAUUAAGCGAUGCGAUACUCUGCAGCUACCACCCUAAUGAGAUCAAGUUUUCGGAGCUUUCUCUUGACACUUUCAGAAUGCUCCAGUGUCUGGAGUGGGAACCCAGUGGCUCCUUUUACCAGUUUAGUGGAGCUCAUUCAAGUGGGAAUGGCAACAUUGCUCAGAAUGGGGCCCCAGGGCCUAGUCGAGUUAAUUACUCACAAGAUAUAACUGAUCCAACUUUGCCACCUAACCCAUGCAAAGCUGUCUUAUAUCAUCCAUCAAUUACACAUUUCAUGGCAGUUCUGGCUACAGUUUGUGAGGAGCUUCCUCCUGAUGGAGCUCUCCUAAUAUAUCUAUCUGCUUCAGGCAGCAAUGUGCAUGCUGUGCCAUCUCUGUCCUGUGCUGGAACUUGUAUAUGCAAUUCCGAAAACAUGGCCAAGAUCUCAUUCCACUCUCCACCUGAGAGCCCAAACUCUUCUCCUGAGCAAAGCAAAGGGGACUGCUUACAUUACCAUACUGGUGGCUUGCAUAUUGGUGCUCGCGGAAAUGGAGGUAUUCCAAAAAGAAUAAAAACCAAUACACAGCUUAAGAGCAACUAACUAAGUCAUGCGUCUAGGCAGCGUUCUCAUCACUUACAGGCAUCUCUCAAUGUAAUUGUUUGUUAAUCAGUUUUUCUUUUUCUAGGCUGUUCUCCAAUAAUAAGGUGCAUAUCGACUUAUGCAACUUGUUAGACAACGUCUCACA